Messenger RNA from Manduca sexta (tobacco hornworm), 4001 nucleotides. Its product is annotated as xanthine dehydrogenase/oxidase-like. Gene Ontology annotation, molecular function: oxidoreductase activity; iron ion binding; FAD binding. The record is from RefSeq and is a predicted model, not a curated record. NCBI's taxonomy places the organism in Eukaryota, Metazoa, Arthropoda, Insecta, Lepidoptera, Sphingidae.
AUAAUGUGAGCAUGUAAAAAAUUUAGUUACAUUCGCAACGUUAUUCAGUGUAUUGGCAAGUGAACGAAGCGGCGAGAAUGGCUAAAUGUAUACAAUUUACUGUCAAUGGACAGAUAUGUAAAGUAAACGAAUGCAUCCCGCGCAACACGACGUUAAAUGCGUACCUGCGGUACUAUCGCUGCCUGCCGGGCACCAAAGCGAUGUGUCGUGAAGGUGGGUGCGGGGCGUGCAUCGUCACCGUGCGCGCUAAACGCUACCCCAGCAAGCAGACUGAGACCUUCUCUGUUAACUCUUGCUUGGUGCUGGUGUUCUCUUGCCACGGCUGGGAGAUCACGACCGUUGAGGGUCUCGGCAACCGGCGGGAUGGCUACGACGACAUCCAAACCCGGAUGGCAGCGUUCUACGCCACUCAGUGCGGCUACUGCACUCCUGGAUGGGUUAUGCAGUUGAACAGCAUCAAAGACAAGCACCUCACCAUGGCUGAGAUGGAAAAGAUGUUCGCGUCCAACACUUGCCGUUGUACUGGCUUCCGCCCACUCAUGGACACUGUCAAGUCCUUCGCAUGUGACGCUUCUCCCAAAUUCUGUCAUGUAGUCAACGAUAUAGAAGAUGUGACGGCUUGCACAAAAAAAUGUCAUAUAACUAGAAAGUCAUCCGUCAGAAGCGACUGCAGCGAUUGGAGUGUUAUCGAAAAGAUUCAAGAUGAGUCAAUGAUUUCCAUGGAUUUUGGGAAUUAUCAUUUCUAUAAAGUAUUUGAAAUAGACGAUAUAUUCAAAGUGUUUAAAGAGCGUGGAAUUCAUUCUUAUAUGCUAGUUGAUGGGAACACUGGAAAAGGUAUCCUGGAAAACUUCGAAUAUCCUGAAACUUUAAUAGACAUAAGUGAAGUCCAAUCACUAAAAUACUACAAAUUCGACCAGAAUUUGAUUCUUGGCGCUAACAUGUGUCUAGAAGCUUGUAUAGCGUUAUUCAAGAAAACUUCCAAGGAGAACUGCGACUUUUCUUACCUUGGACAAUUUGUGCCGCAUUUCGAAGUUAUCGCCCAUAUACCUGUUAGGAAUAUCGCGUCACUGGCUGGUAACUUGAUGUACAAGCGUGCCUACCCUCAUUAUCAAUCUGAUGUGUUUCUACUAUUUGAAUGUGUAGGCGCUGUCGUCAAUGUCCGUACCAACGACGGUUCAAUCGUCAGCUUAUCGCUGCCCCAGUUCCUGAACUUCGAUAUGCAAGGUUGCCUUCUGAUGAACAUAGAACUGCCGCCGUUGAGUGAAGGCUCCCAUAUUUUCAACAGCUAUAAAAUAAUGCCUAGAAGUCAAAACGCGCUUGCCAUAGUGAAUGCAGCAUUUCUUUUACGAGUAGACUCAAAGAACAAGAUCCAAGAUUCGAGCAUCGUAUUCGGGAACAUAGCACCAGACUUCGUGCACGCAAAGGAAACCGAAGUUUAUCUGAAAAAUAAGAAUUUAUUCUCCACUGCAACGCUACAAGAGGCAUUGAGGAUUCUGUCAAGUGAGUUGGAGCCAGAGGAAAAUCCACCGGAACCUUCUCCAGCCGCUAGGAAGAAGUUGGCUCUUGGACUGUUCUAUAAGUUCGUCCUUAACGCUGCUCCUACCUCCGUGGUACCUCCUACCUACCGUUCAGGAGGGGAACUGCUCACGCGUCCUGUCUCCCAAGGCAAGCAAGACUACCAGACUGACCCCUCUUUGUACCCUCUCAACGAGCCAGUCCAGAAGCUAGAGGCACUGAUCCAGAGUUCCGGAGAAGCAUUAUAUGCUAAUGAUAUACCGCCGCAACCCAAUGAAGUCUUUGGGGCAUUUGUACUGUCUACCACGCAUUGUGGAGAAGUGGAUAAAGUUCAUACUGACGAGAUAUUGGAAAUAGAGGGUGUGAUUGCUGUUAUAACAGCUAAUGAUAUUCCCGGCAAAAACUCAUUCAUCCUCCCAGGGCUACAGCUCGAGGUAGAAGACGAGGAAGUUCUCGCCACGAAGGUUAAGUACUACGGAGAACCUGUAGCAGUUGUUGUUGCUAACUCUGAAGAGUUGGCUCACUCUGUAGCUAAGAAAGUCCGGGUUACUUACAAAAACGUAAAGAACACAAAACCAGUUAUCACGAUAGAUGAAGCUAAGAAAGACAGUUCGAGAUACGCUAAUGGAGAAGGAAGGGUGACUCCAACAAGCCGUGGUGAUAAUGUUACUAAUAUAAUAAAAGGACGAUAUGAAAUCGCAGGGCAAUAUCAUUAUUAUAUGGAACCCAUGAGUUGUGUGGCGAAGCCUGUAGACCAGGUACUAGAGGUGUACGAUUCGACGCAAUGGAUGGAUCUAACGCAGAAUGCUAUUGCUAGAUGUUUGGGUAUACAAGAAAAUAAAGUACUGGUGAAAGUGAGUCGCAUUGGUGGCGGUUUCGGGGGUAAGAUCAGCCGCAACGGGAGAGUGGCGGCGGCGUGCGGCCUGGUCGCGUACAAUCUCAACCGCCCUUGUCGAUUCAUACUGCCGAUGCAGACCAACAUCACUAUCGCCGGUGGGAGAAUACCCACUUUGUGCGAGUAUGAGGUGGGAGUAGAUGAUAAUGGAAAGAUCCAAUACCUGGAGACCACGUUGGUGCAAGACUCGGGAUGUUCUAACAACGACAACGUAACAACGUACACGUCAUCCAGUUUCGCAAACUGCUACGAUCCUUCUACGUUCUCUGUAAAAACCGCCACUGUUCUUACUGAUCUGGCUUCUAAUACAUUUGCCAGAGCCCCAGGCACGUGUGAAGCCAUAGCUUCGGUGGAGCACAUAAUGAGUCACAUAGCCUUCACCCUCCAAAAAGACCCCUUGGAAGUACGAAAGAUCAACAUGAGAGCCGAUGACAACGAUCUACCAGACAUGAUAGAUACUUUGAAGCAAAGCUCUAACUACGAAGAGCGCCUUGCAGAAGUAAAACGGUUCAACGAAUCUAACAGAUGGAUGAAGAAAGCUAUCAACAUCAACGUCAUGAGUUUCCCCGUGAUAUACUAUGGUAAUUUUUCGGUUUACAUAUCGAUUUAUAGAGGAGAUGGUACUGUGACGAUUUCUACAGGCGGUGUAGAGAUGGGACAAGGAGCGAACACGAAAGUGGCUCAAGUCUGCGCCCGACAAUUGGGUAUACCGCUGAAAUAUGUUCAUGUGAUAUCGUGUCAUAGCUUCGUCGCUUCAAACAACGUGUUCUCCGGAUCAAGUAUUACGACGGAAAGCGUGUGCUACUCUACUAUUAAAGCGUGCGACAUUUUGAUGGAAAGAUUAGCUCCGAUCAGGGCUCGUAUGGGAAAUGUAUCUUGGCCAAGCAUUACAAUGGCGGCAGGUGAUGAACUAAUCGACCUGACUUGUUCAUACAUGAUGAAGGACUCUGAACGAGGCUUAGAAGGGUACAGUGCGUUUGCGGUUUCGUGUAUAGAAACGCAGUUGGAUGUGUUGACUGGCAAGUUCCAGUUGGUUCGGGUUGAUAUACUGGAGGACUGCGGUUUGAGCGUCAAUCCGGCGGUCGACAUAGGACAGGUGGAAGGUGCCUUCGUACAAGGUGUUGGAUAUUUCACCUGCGAGAAGCUAGUAUACGAUAAGAAUAAUGGGAAAUUGCUGACGAAUAGAUCUCUUACUUACCAUGUACCGCUGUGCCUAGAUAUACCGGUCACUUACAACGUCUCUCUGAGGCAUAACUCCAGGAAUUCUAAAGGAGUUUUGGGCGCCAAAACUUGCGGUGAGAUGGGAAUAUGUACCGCCCAUGGCGUUACUCUGGCUUUAAGGGACUGUAUUAUGGCCUCUAGGAAGGAGUCGGGACACGACCCCACUAAAUGGAUUAAUAUAGCUAUUCCAUAUGACACAGAAUCCAUACUGGAAGCCCUGGAUACCAAUAUAGAAGAAUUCGUGCUCGCAAAUUAGUGUUUAUGUAUGUAACUUUAGGUAAAAUAUGUGUAACUCAGUGCCAAAGUGUUUUAAAUGUUUGUUGUGAAUUCGUAAUAAGUUUUUAUUUAAUAAAUAUUUGCUUGGUUUUGA